CGACAACUGCCACUAGCAGUAAACUCACAUUGUAUAUUAAUUAUAAUCGUACAUCAAACAAACAAUGGCCGUACAGAGUGGCAGACUUUCUUUUGUAGCCGAAUGGUUUCAUGUCGAAGCGGGAAUAACACGCACUUAUCUAUUAACAUAUCAUUUAAGCGACAAUGCAAUCGAAGUGUUUGAUCAACGCAGUAAGCGCACCUUUCUGCGCCGCACUAAAAUUCCCGAACUUACUACGCGCGAUUUCUUUGUGGGCUCCAAGAUCAAUGUGUUUGGGCGUCCAUUCGAUAUUGUCGACUAUGCGGACGAAAUAACACGCAACACCUUGGCAAAAUACCGCAAGCGCGGAUUUGUGCUGCUCAAGAGUAGCAUGUGGCCGAAGAACUUGGGCGAGUUUCUCACCACGCUGAUUGAUAACAAGAUCAAUAUUAACAACGCUUUAAUGGUUCAGUUUUCGCCAAAAACUGUCACACAGUUCCUGGCCAGCAAGCAGGAUGAUGAUGUGCACACCUCUGUACUGAUGAACGAGCUGCUGACAGGACCAGCUAUUAGCUUGGAGCUAAUAGGUGACAAUGUUGCAGAGAUCAUGUCUGCGUGUUCAAAGUACAACACAGAGAACGCCUCAACCACCAUCGUAUUGUCGCCUAGCAUGCAGCAGCUGUUCGAGCGCGAGGAGGUUCGCUAUGGCUUCUAUUGCCCGGAACGGGAGGAGAAUGUAGCCAAGGACCUAAAAUUCUUCUUCGAGGAACGUCACAGCAUUAUCAAGGAAUGUCGUUUUAAGAACAGCACACUAGCCAUUAUAAAGCCGCACAUCAUCAAGGACGGGUAUCUGGGGCAAAUUUUAAAUGAAAUACUUACAUCUGGCUUCAAGAUAACAGCCAUGCGCAUGCUGCUGAUGGCGCGUGUUAAUUGUGAAGAGUUCUACGAGGUCUAUCGGGGUGUUCUACCUGAAUUUAUACCUAUGGUAGCUCAGCUAGCCAGUGGCGUAUGCAUGUGCCUGGAAAUAACCAGCGAGGAUCCUGAGAAGAAUUCACAUCAAGAGUUUCGCAGCUUUUGCGGUCCCAUGGAUCCUGAAAUUGCCAAACUGCUUCGUCCGCACACGUUGCGCUCCAAAUAUGGCAUCUCCAAGGUACUGAAUGGAGUUCACUGCACAGAUCUGGCCGAUGAUACAAAUCUGGAAUUACAGUACAUGUUCAAGAUACUCGAAUGAUUUCAAUCACCAUCGUUUUUAUGUUUAUUUCUUGUCAUUCUCCGUGGGUGUAUGUGUGUAAAUAAAUUACAAGUAAUU
Drosophila novamexicana is the source of this 1288-nucleotide messenger RNA. RefSeq names its product nucleoside diphosphate kinase 7 (gene nmdyn-D7). The transcript has 4 exons. Lineage: Eukaryota; Metazoa; Arthropoda; Insecta; Diptera; Drosophilidae. The record is from RefSeq and is a predicted model, not a curated record. Gene Ontology annotation, cellular component: centrosome. Gene Ontology annotation, molecular function: nucleoside diphosphate kinase activity; ATP binding. The coding region runs from base 65 to 1210 and encodes 381 amino acids.